AUGCGAGCCAUGAAUGAAGUUGAAGAUUUUGAAAGCUUCCUUGAUGAAGGAUUUAAUGAGUUCAAAUUUGCCAAUGAUCUCUUACUAGGGACCAAUGAUCACGAAUGUGAAGUUCUCGAUGUAGAAACUUCUAUCAAGAAGUUAACAUUUGAUUUGGAUGAGGUAGAAAAGCGAAUGAAGAAAUUAUCAUCAAAUCACUAUGAAGAUUUAAUAACCAAUUUCCAACACAUUGAAAGUACUAAUAGUUUAAUGAAAUCCAAGAUCACUCCCAACUUAGAAAGAGUUAAUAACUCAUUCAGUAAAGUUGAUCAAGAAAUCAUUCAACCUUAUGAAGAAUCAGUCAAAAUGAAUCAAGCAUUAAAGAAGAUCCAUACUACGUUAGAUUUACUUAGAGGUUCGAAUUUCUUCUUUAUGAUAAUGUCACAAAUAGAAGAUUUGGAGAAAUCAGGUACUAAUAUUAUCAAAUUAUGUAGAAUGUAUCGUCAAGUGAACAACUUGUUACAAGAAGCUAAUGAAGAAUUACUCUCAAUCCAGGUGAUUAGAGAGUUCCAACCUAUUCACAAUGUCAAAUAUAAGAACUUGGUGGAUACAUUGACUACAGUUAUCAAUAAUGAAAUCAACCAUAGUGUUAAAUUCGAUGCUUCCAAUACAAAUUUGAAGAACCACUUGAUAGGAUAUUAUAUUUUGGAGAAUUCCAUAACGUCCAUUAUUGAACGAACAUCCAUUUCUAAGAAAGUACAGAUCAAUUCCACACAACUCUCCAGAUCAUUACAAAGUCCUAGAAACUUCAAUCAACUAAUCAAUGAACUAAAUACUGAUUGUAAGGAAUAUUUAAAGAAAAUAUCAACCAUAUUGAAACAAUGUGAAAUAUUUGAACGAUCAAGUAAUCUUUUAGAUAUUUUUAAUAAGGAAGGAGAGUUAUCAACGGUAUUUUGGAACAGUUUGGUGAAGAACUUCGAGAAAACUUUGGUAUCAACAAUGGCAAGAGGAGGACCAGUUGCAAAGAAUCUCAAAAUCUAUCGACAAGGAAUAAUUAAAUCAAUUGAAGAAGUUUUUGAAGGACAAGAGAAAGAGAUGUUCUUAGAAGCAAUUAAAAUCAUUAAAUAG
Messenger RNA from Yamadazyma jaroonii, 1107 nucleotides. Lineage: Eukaryota; Fungi; Ascomycota; Pichiomycetes; Serinales; Debaryomycetaceae. The record is from the annotation of a GenBank genome assembly.